GACGAUAACACGCAACAUACCUCUGACGGACAGAGAGCCCAACUAACCCCGGCUCGUUUCGACUAGAAAGCAAGAAGCAAGGCGACAGGUCCCAAGCGAGGAAGCCAGCAAGCAUCCAAGCCCGCACACGGCCGUCAAGAUGUCCCUGCGCAUCGUCCCCGCGGCCGCCCACGGCGCGAGCUACAGCGCCACGGCGGGCAACACGUCGGCGCCGUCAGCGCCGGGCGUGCACGACACGCUGCGGCAGGGGCUGAACCCGGCGCCGCUGCCCUCGUCCUCGUCCUCGUCGGCCCCCGCCGCGGCGCCCGUGUCGCGCCACCCGCUCGAGCCGCGGCUGCUCGCGUGGCAGCAGACGCAGGAGGCGCUGCGGCAGACGGCGCUGCGGCGCGCGUUCGGCGUCGCCGAGCCGGUGCGCCGCGCCAUGGAGCUCCAGAUCGUGCGCGGCGGCGACUGGCGCCCCGCCGUGCUGCGCGCCCCCGCCCCCGGCCAGGCCGGCCCGAGCCUCCACGAAGACAUCCUGCGCGGCCGCGAGGCCUACCUCGACUGGGACGACGUCUUCGCCGCCGGCGACGACCUGCGCGACCCCGUCGGCGUCCACGACGAGAUGGAGCGCAAGCUGAGGAUGUGACUGCGCCCCCGGUUCGUGUGUCCUGGUCUGCAGAGCCCGGCCGGCCCGCUGGGCCAUAGACGUGUAGGGUGGAGGAGGACCCGGCGGCCUCCCUCGACGGGGUCUACGCCUCGCGCGGGGUCGGCUGCUCGCCUUUCAAGAUGGGCGUGAGGGUGAUGGAUGGGAGGCAAGACGGAAACAUGCAGCGCUGGGAUGGUAUUUUUUACGUCUAGGUAGACAAACAUGGCCUGUGGUCGGGUAUUUUGCCGUAUCAAGGCAACAUCUCGCGAGGCAAUAGAUCAAUGAUUACAGACUGGCAGACAGUUGUGUUUUCCUCCCCCAUCAGACCAUAGUUGUGGCCAAC
Molecule: messenger RNA, 971 nt
Organism: Durotheca rogersii
Lineage: Eukaryota; Fungi; Ascomycota; Sordariomycetes; Xylariales; Xylariaceae
Product: proteasome maturation factor UMP1
Exons: 2
Coding region: 140-628 (162 amino acids)
Biological process (GO): proteasome assembly
Cellular component (GO): cytoplasm; nucleus
Source: RefSeq, a predicted model, not a curated record